Solanum stenotomum is the source of this 711-nucleotide messenger RNA. RefSeq lists its product as uncharacterized. The transcript has a single exon. NCBI's taxonomy places the organism in Eukaryota, Viridiplantae, Streptophyta, Magnoliopsida, Solanales, Solanaceae. The coding region runs from base 1 to 711 and encodes 236 amino acids. The record is from RefSeq and is a predicted model, not a curated record.
AUGAGUCUCAUCAUCUCGUCUCUCUCUGAAGAAACGAUUCCAAUAAUUAUUGGACUAUCCACAGCAAAGGCUGUUUGGGAUGCUCUUGCAGCUGCUUUCUCGUCUCCAUCAAACACUAGAAUCCUCAACCUUCAUAUGCAGCUUCAAAACUUAAAACAAGAUGAUUUGAGCGUCACUCAAUAUCUUCACAAAGUCAAACUCCUUAUUGAUGAAUUAGCUGCUGCUGGUCGUCCAAUUUGUCUCCCUGAUCAGAAUAUUUAUAUGUUUAAAGGUCUCCGGUGUGAGUUCAAAGACAUCAUAACCACUUUUUCGGCUCGUCAAGAACCCGUUACUUUUGGUGAAUUGCAUAGUCUUUUAUUGAGCCAUGAAUUUAUUCAUGGUCAGGCCUUAUCAUCACUCUCAAUGUCACCCUCGCCUAUGCCAGACUCGGCUGGAAAUCCCUCUGCAAAUUUCAGCCAGCGGUUCUCUCAAAACGAUCGUCAAUAUAACCAUAAUAAUCAUAGAGGACGAGGUCGUAACAAUAGGGACCGAGGCGGUAAACGUGGUGGAAGACAAGGAUAUCGAGGAGGCUCAUCUAAUGGAAAUCCAUGGCCCUCACUUGACUCUCGCUCGCGAUGUCAAAUAUGUAAUGGUGUGAACCAUCUCGUAGCAAAUUGUUUCCAGCGAUACAAUCACACAAUCAGCCCGGCCGCCUCAGCAUAUUUGUCUUAA